AUGAAAAUUGGUGAGUUCUUGUUGACCAGUUUCAUUUUCAUUCUGUAUGGUAUCUCAAUGCAGUUGAUAUUUUUUUGUUCAGGUUUUUUAAUGAAAAUAGCAGAUGUUGAACAGUGCGCUUUUAAUUCAUGGUAUCACACUUUUGAAUCUUACACUCAAGAAAGUAUAUUUAUAAAUCUCCCAGAUGACCUUAUAGCUUCAUUGACAAAUGACGAAUUCAUUCUCCCUAAAAGUGCAAAACCAACAAACGGACAUCUGUCGGACCUAGACAACGACGGCAUUUGGUCAGACUAUUCCGAUACUGAUGAAAAGAACUCGGAGAGACCAGAAUUUCCUCAGUUCGAAUCUCAGUUGAAAAGUAUCAUCCGGAAGUUAGGUGGUGUUGUAUUUCCGAAGUUAAAUUGGAGCGCCCCAUCUGAUGCAUCUUGGAUGUCUUUCGAUGGGUCACUGAAGUGCAAAACGUUUUCCGAUAUUUACUUACUCCUUAAAUCUUCAGAUUUCGCAGCACAUGACUUGACUGCUCCUUUCGCUCUGUGUACAGAUACUCCAGCAGAGAAAAAUUGCUGUCUUUUCAAUUCCAAACCGAUUCUUGUUCUACGAAGGUGGUAUGACUUUCGUCCCGAGGAAGAAUUUCGAUGUUUCAUUAAAUCAAAAGUCCUUAUUGCAAUUUCCCAACGAAAAUGUGAUGCCUAUUUCAAAAUAAUUGAAGAACAGAUAGAAAACAUCAAAUACGACCUUGUGGAAUUCUUUAAUCGAAAAAUAAGAAAUCAUUUCAAAUCAGAAAACUAUACAGUUGACUUAUACAGAGAAUCAUCGGACGAUGGUAAAAUGCGUAUUCAAAUAAUUGAUUUCAAUGUAUUUGGUCCACCAACUGAAGCACUUUUAUUUCAGUGGUCGGAAUUGGAAAAUGAUGUACAUGAAAAUGAUACUAUUCCGUUAUUUCGCUACCAAAGUGACCAAAAUAUCCGUCCAAAUUCAGUGAAUCAAUACAGCGUGCCAAUCGAUUUGAUCGAUAUUGCUUCAGGAUCUGAUCCCGUUAAGGUGAUGGACUUCAUUCAAGCUAAAGUAGAAAGUCAGAAACAGUCGUGA
This is a messenger RNA of Schistosoma curassoni, 1089 nucleotides long. The record is from the annotation of a GenBank genome assembly. Lineage: Eukaryota; Metazoa; Platyhelminthes; Trematoda; Strigeidida; Schistosomatidae.